GUACUGUGAGUGGCGGGACGCGGUCAAAACAAACAUUUCAGGCCUCGAUCCAUUUAUAAAUGACAAUCGCGGUCGGUUAUGUACAAAACGGUGCAAACAACCGCAGAGAGGAAACGUCCACCGCCGAUUAAAGUGCUGUCCGGUCAGCUGAGGACAGCAGAGAGCCGGGGGACAGUAGACAGCGGGGACGGAUGUGUUAUCAAGCUGGGCAGGGGCCGCUCUCUGCUGGUCUCACUGGUGUGGAUGCAGGGAACUGUACUGGAGGUCCAGCUGGACAGAAACACCGUGCUGCUGAUGGAUGAGACGGGGACGUUUGUUGUUCAGGGCGUCAACAACAUUCCCAAAGGGAAACCGUGUUUGUCUCAAGGCAAAUAUGUCAUGGUGAUGGGUGUCAUCCAGGCCUUCUCCCCAGAGCCAGUCAUCCGUGCAGUGAAGAUGGCAGACCUCUCCGAGCUCGCCGCUCUUCACAGACGGAUGUGGAAGUUGGAGGUGGAGGACCUACAGCUGAUGCUGGCCUGAAUGCUGAGCUGUUUGUGAAGGUGCCACAGGACAGGACGCUGGAAGCAGGAUGACCUGCUCCCGUCAUGUGUGUCCAGCAUUAAGGUGAUUGUUGGAAAAACUACCUCACAGUAGUAAACAGCGGAUUCUACUUGAUGUCAGGCUUCUGACUUGGAGAUAUGAUGAUUUAUGACUUUCGAAACAGACUUGUAUUCGCGCAUCCCGUAUUUAUGCUGUGCAGUGUGAUGCUUAAAUAAGAGAAACUUCCCCACUUGACUCCUACUGCAGUCGUAUAAAGAAGAAACGGAACUAUUAUUACUAUUAUAAGUUCUUCUGGACCCUGUUCAUCUAUGGGGUUUUUCUAAGUGACUAAUGAAGAAAGCUAUUUUGGAAUUUUUUCUAGUAUUGGGAA
This is a messenger RNA of Plectropomus leopardus (leopard coralgrouper), 910 nucleotides long. RefSeq names its product RecQ mediated genome instability 2 (gene rmi2). Gene Ontology annotation, biological process: maintenance of rDNA; regulation of sister chromatid segregation; DNA repair. Gene Ontology annotation, cellular component: nuclear speck; cytosol. The record is from RefSeq and is a predicted model, not a curated record. NCBI's taxonomy places the organism in Eukaryota, Metazoa, Chordata, Actinopteri, Perciformes, Serranidae.